Molecule: messenger RNA, 4023 nt
Organism: Stegostoma tigrinum
Lineage: Eukaryota; Metazoa; Chordata; Chondrichthyes; Orectolobiformes; Stegostomatidae
Product: serine/threonine-protein kinase BRSK2-like
Exons: 19
Coding region: 93-2606 (837 amino acids)
Biological process (GO): intracellular signal transduction; microtubule cytoskeleton organization; protein phosphorylation
Cellular component (GO): cytoplasm
Molecular function (GO): tau-protein kinase activity; protein serine/threonine kinase activity; ATP binding
Source: RefSeq, a predicted model, not a curated record
AACAAGAAAUUGAACAGAAGGGAGGACUGUGCUCCUCUUCAAAUCUCAAAAUAAAACAAGACUCAGAGGAGGAAGGGGAUAAAGCCGACACAAUGACUACAUCCACAAAGGAAGGCGGCUGUGCACAGUAUGUGGGACCAUACCGUCUAGAGAAGACACUGGGAAAAGGGCAGACAGGUCUGGUAAAGCUGGGGAUUCACUGUAUUACAGGACAGAAGGUUGCAAUAAAGAUUGUGAACCGGGAGAAGUUGACUGAAUCGGUCCUCAUGAAGGUGGAGCGGGAGAUUGCCAUCCUGAAGCUGAUCGAGCACCCUCAUGUUCUGAAGCUCCAUGAUGUAUACGAAAAUAAGAAAUAUUUGUACUUAGUGUUAGAACAUGUGUCCGGAGGGGAACUGUUUGAUUACCUUGUCAAGAAGGGGAGAUUGACACCAAAAGAAGCUCGCAAAUUCUUCCGACAAAUUCUAUCCGCACUGGAUUUCUGUCACAGUCAUUCGAUAUGCCACAGAGACCUGAAGCCAGAGAACUUACUCCUGGACGAGAAGAACAACAUUCGCAUAGCGGAUUUCGGAAUGGCUUCCCUGCAGGUCGGCGACAGCCUCCUGGAGACCAGCUGCGGUUCUCCGCAUUACGCCUGUCCAGAAGUCAUCAGGGGGGAGAAGUACGAUGGCCGUCGGGCAGAUGUGUGGAGCUGCGGCGUGAUACUGUUUGCACUUUUGGUGGGAGCUUUGCCGUUCGACGAUGACAACCUCCGACAGUUGUUAGAGAAGGUGAAACGAGGGGUCUUCCAUAUGCCGCACUUUAUUCCUCCCGACUGCCAGAACUUACUACGGGGCAUGAUCGAAGUGGACGCAGAGAAACGCCUCUCACUGGAACAGAUUCAGAAGCACUCCUGGUAUCAAGGCGGGAAAAAUGAGCCAGAACCGGAGCAGCCGAUUGGGCGGAAGGUGAUGAUUCGGAGGCUGCAGUCUGUGAGCGACAUUGACCCAGACGUCCUCGACAGCAUGAACUCACUUGGCUGUUUCAGAGACAAGAACAAGUUGAAACAGGAUCUCCUGUUCGAGGAGGAAAACCAGGAGAAAAUGAUCUACUUCCUGUUACUGGACAGGAAGGAGCGGUAUCCGAGCUGCGAAGAUGAGGAUUUACCUCCACGGAAUGACAUUGACCCUCCUCGGAAGCGAGUCGACUCACCCAUGUUGAACCGUCAUGGGAAACGCCGGCCCGAGAGAAAGUCGAUGGAGGUGCUGAGCGUGACCGACGGUGGUUCCCCAGUGCCGGCACGCCGUGCCAUUGAUGUGGCCCAACACAGUCAGCGGUCACGGUCAGUCAGCGGAGCGUCCUGUGGCCUCUCCUCCAGCCCCCUCAGCAGCCCCAGGCCCAUUCGUAAGUUCUCUGUCCCUCCUCAGAGCCCUGUCUUUAGCUUCUCACCCGCCUCACCUGAGCACGACCCAUGUCAGGACUUCACGCCGCAGCCUGGUACUGUGUGGCAGUCGAAAUUCGCACAUCAACACCACCAACACCGUCCACCUGAUCCCAAGACGCAAACCCUACCGGCCAAGGCUAGCCUGAGCGAGAAGCCAUUGCAACCCAUCCGCUCCAACCCUCUCCCCAUCAACCUGGCGGCCGCCUCUCCUUCCCCGAGCCCCCCGUGCCACCACCCCUCUGUGCCAUCUCCACUGCACCACUCCAUCCCCCCACCCUCCUUCAUCCCCUCCCCCCCGGCUCGGUUUUUGCCAGCUACUAAAACGAGCGCCAAAUCUAUCCCUGCCACACAGGUGACCCCUCACCCCUCCCCUAGAGGCAGCCCCCUCCCCACCCCGCUGGGAACCCCCAUCCACACGCCAAAGGAGAGCCCCACCAGCACACCCGCCGUGACCCCGCCGUCCAGCCCCGGGGUCGGAGGAGUGCCCUGGAGGACCCGCCUCAACUCCAUCAAGAACAGCUUCCUCGGGUCGCCACGCUUCCACCGGAGGAAGCUGCAAGUACCAACUGAGGAAAUGUCCAGCCUGACACCUGAAUCUUCACCAGAACUCGCUAAGAAGUCGUGGUUUGGAAACUUCAUCAACCUGGACAAAGAGGAACAAAUAUUCGUCGUCAUUAGAGACAAGCCUCUGAGCUCUAUCAAAGCAGACAUUGUGCACGCCUUCCUCUCAAUACCCAGUUUGAGUCACAGCGUCAUCUCACAGACGAGUUUCCGCGCAGAGUACAAAUCGGUCGGAGGUCCAACCGUCUUCCAGAAACCUGUGAAGUUCCAAGUGGAUAUCACAUACGCAGAGGGGAGCGAAGCACAGAAAGAGAACGGGAUUUAUUCUGUCACGUUCACAUUAAUGUCAGGGCCCAGUCGCAGGUUUAAGAGAGUUGUGGAAACGAUCCAAGCGCAGUUAUUAAGUGCUCACGAUCAACCUUUGGUUCAGGCACUUGCAGAUGAAAAAAAUGGCCAAGUUAGUCAUCCUUCAGGAACUCCAAUCCGAGGGGCCCAAAGCAUGCCCAGAGCAUGGAACGAUUCAGAGUCUGUGGAGCAUUUCAAACGAGGUGACUCCAAACAUUCAUCCUCCUUGAAAGAGAAACCCAAGCUUUUAUCUUCCAAUGGCACACAAAGUCAACCGUAAAAAAAGGAAAAAAAAGAAAAAAAACUAUUGGAAAAUGAGGCAUCUCACGCAAUGUUUGUGAGGAUGUAAAUACCUUUUAAACAUGAAGGAAAAAUGGAACUGAAUACAACCUCUAUUAGUCCCAUUUCAUUUUAUUAUUUAAAGAUUUAAGGGCCGUGACCUGAGGUUCAGGCUUUUGCCUUCUGAGUUCAUUUACCCAUGAUGCUCAUAUUUGCUUCAGGAAAUCAUGGGACCUGUUUCCACAGUAACUGUAUUCAACCUGGUAUAUCAGCGGAGACUGAUGGUUUCAAGGCUUUAUGCCUCUACAAAACACACCCCAUGCAAACUCCACGCACCUUCCCACUGGAAGAUGGGAAUGUGGGUCGCGAGGGAAAACCGCUUACCACUCAGAUCCAAAGCGGAUCCAGCCAGGAAAUUUAGCGGAAUCCUUGUCCAAUUUGCAUCCAGCACUUUGUAGCCUUGUGGAUCGGAUCGGUUCAGAUAAGUCGAAGGAAAAGCAAGUAGUUUUAUACAGUUAUUUCCCACUUUAUUGUCGACACAGCAGGCUGCUAGAACUAGUCCUGUUUUAUGCAAAUAUCGCCCACAUGAGAGGCUUAAAUGACCCAGCGCAACCGAAGCACAAACUGUUGUUCAAUACUAUUAUUAAUUCAACGGCUUUGAAAGUCCAAGUAAAAAUUCUUGUUUGAAAACUCAUGAAACACUUCAACGGUUAACCACCUUCUCCAUCCUGGCUUUGGGCCACUGAUUGUGGAGAAACUCACUCCCAGAAUGUUGUGUUUACGUCGUUGUCCAGGGGGAAACUUUACUUUCUGCUGUGCUUCUGCCACAAUUGUGGACAAGCUUCCCAUUACAAAUGAACCUGGGAUGCCUCCAUUAUUUAUUUAUAAUACAGCGAUGGAUAUGUCCUGCAGCUCAGCAUCCGAAUGUCUUUAGAAUACAAACUGUUUAUAUUGGAACACUGGGCCUCAUCUCUGACCUCUGUGUUCUAGACCAGAAUGUAAGAUAUGGUGACGAAUCACAGGAAUUGGGGCUAGAAAUGAGUUUGGCUCUGGUGCAGUGUUUCGGAUCAGGAGGUGGCCAUUCAGCUCUAUGUCCUGCCAUUCAUUUAGAUCAUCUCUUCAAAAUGUGGGAGCUCCAGGAAAUUAUUUUCGACCUGCUCUACACACAGGGGUUAGAACUGGACUGAGAAAUUGACAGGGAUAUGGUGAGUGAGCGAUCAAGACAGGUACCGGUAAGGGGAUUGAUAUUAAUUCUUGCCCAUUGGCAGGGAACAGGUAGCAUCAUGUUGGAUUUAUACUAUGACUAAUCUUCUUUCAAGAUGGGAAUUAUAAAAAUCUAGACAGAAUUGUUAAAUGUAUCAGCCAAGAGAUGCAGAGGUCACCUUCCAUUGAGUUAUAAGCAAGAACUUUAUGACCAA